AUGUCCGAUUUGGCGGCAGGAAUGGCCAGCAGUGAUGAGGAGGGUCUGCCCACCGGAGGCAGCGGCGGUCGUCAGCGCGUCCAGCGGGACUACAGCGAUUCGAGGUUGGAACGGGUGGCCAGCUAUACAACGACCACAAUGCGCCUCAAACCUGAUAAAUGGACCAAAAUGAUGUCCAGCGAUGAGCUGCGGCGCAUUGUUUUGGACUGGCAGAGUGGCCACAGUCGCGUCCUGGUGAUGACACUCAGUCCGGGCGGAGAUCUGGUGCCCAGGAGUUGCCUCAGUGACCUGUACCUGCCGUAUUCGGUGCAGAGCUCUCGUGGAUCUGUACCUUCCUCCUCCCCUGGGUUUCCUCUGGAUGGAGAUGAAGCCAUGGCCAGUGUGACGGCCGCCGUAUCCGCCGUGGUAUCUGCCACGCCCGGUGCCCUGCUCAUCCCCCUGCCACCCGCCUCCUCCAGUUUCACGACUUUGGACGGCGUGCCGCGCGGCAAGUGCGCCUACUUCGUUCGCCGUAAUACUUCCGACGGACCUUUGACGGCAGCCAAUUUUGCAGAGAGCAUUCUGUACGGCGACUUCCCGGUGCACAGCAAAAUCGAGACCAUGUCGCUGCUGUUCGACGAGGUGCUGCAGCCGCUCUUGGAGGAGGCACAAAGUCAGUGGCCCGCCAUUGUUCGAAAGGAUCUGCAGGCGCGCAUCAAGGAAGUGCGGAACACGCUGACCGAGAUUAAGGGCAAAACCAACAAUCGCACAAUUUUAUCGUUAUUAGUUUCGCCAACAAUCGUCGAGGAAGUGUUUGCCCACGUGAGCCAAGGUCAUUUAAGGCCAGCACUGGAUCCCAAAUUCCGAAACUUGCUAGAAGAGAUGUUCAUUAACUGGACCACCCAGAUGCACGACAUUGUCCUAGAGCGUUCCGAGUGUCAACCCUUGGGAUCGGCCACCUUGUCCUCCGGACAUCCGCCCAAGCACUUGACACUCGUUUCGCUGCCCGCCCAGGAGAUUGGCUUUUGGACAAACCGGAAGUUAAAUUUGCAAAAUAUCUACGAGCAGCUGCGAGAAGCGACGCACAAAACUCUGGCCCAGAUUUUGGAGCGAAUCGAGUCGGUUUACUAUGUGCCAUAUGCCACUGCCUUUCGGAAACUAGUGGCCGCCUGGCUGGAGGCGCAGGAUGUGUCCCUUUGGCUGCAGCCGCUGCUCCGCCAGACUUCCGCCUUCAAUUCGGUGCAGUUCAGCAACGGCCAUGACCUGGUGGCUCCCCUGGUCCACGUGGUCCACCUGGUGUGGAGCAAUGCCAGGUACUAUCGCAGCACCCAGCGGAUGAGUGUCCUGCUGCGCUGCAUCUGCAAUAUGCUUGUUCAUCGGGCGGCCGAGGAUCUGGAGUUGCAGCUUCUUUUCCAGGGAGACGCCGACGAGGGGCUACUCAAAAUCAAUCGAACCACCGAAGUUCUGGAGCUUUUCAAGCAACGAAUGCUGGAGUACAAGGAGCGCUAUGCCGGCAGUCAGGUCCUCUUGCCCGCCCUCGCCGAUGGAGCAGCUGCAGUGGCUCCUUCUCCCUCACCCGAUGACCAGCAGCAGCUGUGGCGCUUCUGCCACGAGGAUGUGUUUGGCCAAACACUCGAUGGCUUCUCGGCCCAAUUGAUGGAGCUGCGUCAGGUUUUCGAGGCGGCAGUGCAGUUUCAGCAGCUCGAAAAGCUCGAAGUGGGCGGAUUGCGGGGCAAAAUGCUAACAGAACGCGUUAGAGAGAUUUUCGGCGAAUUCAAAUUACUUUUCGAGCAAUGGAGCAACGUGGACAUCGAUCUCACGGCCUCGGUGGCCAGCAAAUGGAAAUGUUUUCGCCGCGAACAAGUUCUCUUCUUCGGUCGCAUGCAACUUUUGGAGCAGAAACUGGCCACCGUUUUGCUCCAGGCCUUCGAACAGUGCCACAGCUGGACGCACUUGCUCCGGCUGACCUUGAUGUUUGGCUGCCUGCUGCAACGUGCAGCUGUGCGACCGGAAUUGGCUCGAGUCCUUCCGCACAUCCUUUUCAUCUACGACACGGAAAUGGAGCAGCUGGAGGAGAAUGUCAGGGAAGUUCUGCUGGGCUACGAAAUUCGAGGCUUGACCGCCUUGCCCAUGGCCAACAAUUUUCCACCCAUCGCCAAUGCGAUGAUGUGGCUGGAACAGCAUAUCAGUCGAUGCGAUGAAUUUGGAGCAAAAGAGUUAAACCAACUGAUUGAACAAUUACUAAAAGAGAAAUCAGAGCUGCAGACGUUGCCCCUUCAGUGGGCUGCUUUGCUCUCUCGUCGCAAUAGUUUGACCACCAAACUGACUAAUCUGCAGAUGAAAAUCUGGACCUCCUGGCAUGAGAGCAUUGAUAGGCUCAUCAUUCGGGGACUAGAUGAAUCGGUGCUCUCCCGAUCAGAGGAUAAUAGUCAGCUCUAUCUCAACUUCUCCCCGGUGCUAUUUACCUUGCUGAAGGAGACCAAGUAUUUGCUGGCCCUGCAGGCCACUGGCAGCUUAUCCGGCGAUCUCUUCCAGCUGCCGGAGCCACUGCUCACACUCUACGGACAGCGGGAUGCCUACUGGGAGCGUCGCAUACGACUCAUCAAGAUUGGGGAGUUCUACAACGGCAUUCGCUCGGGGGAAUGUGCCGCAGCUGAGCUGCAAUUAAUAAGCAAUGACCUGGCGACCAUCGACGAACAGGUGGCACGGGCCUGUCAGCAGCUCAGUUGGCGGAACUACGAUGAUCCGCUUGUGGCGGACAUCUUUGAGCAGAGCCGGGAUCUCUUUGCCCGCCUGCAGCAGUCGCAUGGCAAUCUGGAUGCCAUCCUGGCCAGCAUGCGUCGCUGGAGCCGGGAGCCACUGCAUCAGCGCAGCUUAUACGGUCGCAAUCUCCUCGAUCUGCGCCACCAGCAGGACCGAGUGCGUCUGCGAUUGCUGCAGUGCGACGAGACCAAGAUGCUGCUCAAUCGCCUGCUGAUUGCCAACUUCUGUCUGUUCUUCAACUAUGAGGCCCAGGAGUUUCAGCUGUACUCCAGGGAUCUGAGUGUUCAGGAGUUUGUUCGUGAAUUUCCCAAGGAGCAGCGGCGGCAGUACAACAAAUACCUGGCCAGCGUGGAUGAGUUAAUAUGCCGCGAAGUUCGCGAGGCAAUGAGAAUAAGUUUAGAGUAUUUGUACAAAGAAAUGACAGCAACAGCAACAGCGAAGGCAACGACAACAGCAACAAUUCCAGUGGAUCUCGGUGCUUCAGCCAGCAUGGCAAGGUUAGUCCUACAGCAAAUCACAACGCCACAGGCGACAGGAGGAGGAGGAGGAGUACCAGGAGGACUAUCUGGGGGAGCCCCGCCAGCCAUCAACGAUGCUCCACUCUUCGAAGUUAAAUUGGAGCUGACGGAAACGGAAAUACGCUUUUCGCCCGCCUUUGAUGCAAGUGUGGAAAAUAAUUUUCAACAAAUUGUGGAGCAGCUGUUGCUCGAUAUAAAACAGACAUGCGACUGCAUGCCAAGAAUUGUGGCUGACAAUGCGCUGUCGGAGGAUGAUGAAGACGACGAACAGGAGCCAGAGAAACCGAAUCGGGAUCGGGAACAGGAACUGAAGGGACAGGAGCAGGAGGAAUCGAAGCCGCAGGCCGUGCAAUUCAACCUGCUGGCAGCCGCCAAGGCGUAUAGUCAAAAAAUGGAAUGCACUGUCGAUAGCCUGGAAAUGCUGGAGAAGGCGAUACGCGAUGCCCUGGCGGAUACGGUUGAGGCGGCAGCGGCAUAUGCUGCCAAAUUCCAGGCCUAUGCAUUCCUUUGGACCCAGCAGAGCGGCGACGUGCUGGCCGCCUGCAUGCAAACGGCCAGGGAGCAGACGCACCACGUCAGCGCCGGCGGCUAUGCCAUCAUGGAGACGUUCAAAAAGGAGAUCGAGAACUACAACGAGGUGCACGACGCCAUCGACCAGUGCGAAAACCGGGAGUGCAUCAACGGAUGGCUAGCCCUCGAUAUCAAGCCACUCAAGUAUGGCCUACUCAAUCUGGCCUGCAAGUGGUCGCACCUUUGCAAGAAAUGGCUACUCCGAUACGUCCAGGGAACUCUUAAGGAGUUGAAUGCAUUCAUUGCUCGCGGUCACGAGACGCUGCAGCUGCAUAUCGCCCGCCAGGACUUUUCCGCCCUGCUCCGCGUUUUGGCCAUCAUGUCGGAGAUUCGACAGCGGGAGCCGUAUGCCGAUAACGUGUUCAAGCCGCUGAAGGACAUCAUGGGUCUGCUGAAGACCUACAAUGUGGAGUUCGAGCCGCAGUUGUUGCGCGGAAUCGAGCAGUUGCCGCAGCAGUGGCAGCAGCUGAAGCAGUCGAGUACCGUUAAACAGGAGGCGCUGCAGGACACUCGCUUCCAUCAGCAACAACGCGUGGCCGCUCUCAUCGGUCUGCACACCUGCCACAUGCAGCAUUAUGCCCGCCAGUUCCAAAAGAUGCCGUUCUUUCGAGUGCCCUGCCCCCAAGUUUACGAUGUCUGCGACGAGGUCUUUGUCCGGCUGCACCGCUUCCGUCGACAGCAGCGUCUCUAUAUCCGCUGGGCCCGACUCCUCGACAUCCAGCCACCAGAUUCCGCAACACUGCAACUGUGCGAGGUCGAACUGAGAAGGGUCAAGCAAUUGUGGGACUUUGUGCGCGUCAUCGAGUCGUGCAUCGUGGACUGGCAGGCGACGCCCUGGCUGCUCAUCGACACCGAUGACAUGGAGCACGAGUGCAAGAAGUUCACCCGCGACCUGCGCACCCUGGACAAGUGCAUCCGCGAGUGGGCGCCCUAUGUCCACAUCGUGGGCGUUUUACGGGAACUGGUCGCCUCGCUGAGGGCCAUCACCGAGCUGCAGAAUCCAGCAAUUACCGAGCGCCACUGGAUGGAGCUGAUGCAGCUGACAAAGCUCUCCUUCAAAUGCAACAAAUCCACCAGAUUGGCCCAGCUGCUGACCCUGCAGCUGCAGCAUCACGAGGAGGACAUCAAGAACACGGUGGACCGGGCCAUCAAGGAGAUGACGGUGACCAAAGUGCUGGACGAGAUUAGGGCCACGUGGUCCCAUCUGGAAUUCGAGCUGGAACAGCACCACACGCGUCCCAGCAUCCAGUUGCUCAAGGUAUCUGAGGAACUGAUCGAAACGCUGGACGACAACCAAAUGCAACUGCAGAAUAUCUCCACCUCGAAACACAUUGAGUAUCUCCUGGAUAAGCUGGGCCACUGGCAAAAGGUCCUGGGCGGCAUAGACACGCUGAUUGUCAACUGGUUCGAGGUGCAAAGGAAGUGGAUAUACUUGGAAUGCAUUUUCAUUGGAUCGGCGGACAUUCGCGCCCAGUUGCCAGCGGAUGCGGCGAACUUUGAGCGGAUUGAUAAGGACUUUACGGAACUUCUAGCUAAGGUUAGUGAGGUUCGCGUGGUCAUGCAGGUGGUGUUGCGCCACGAGGAUGUACUUGCCCAAUUGCUGCAGCUGCAACAGCGCCUGGCGAUUUGCGAAAAGGCCCUGAAUGAUUACCUGGAAACCAAGCGACUAGCCUUCCCGCGCUUCUACUUCAUCUCCGCCGCCGACCUGUUGGACAUCCUUUCCAAUGGCAACAAUCCGCAGGUAAUCGACCGACAUCUAAUCAAACUUUUCGAUUCGAUCCUACGGCUGCAAUACGAAACCAAUACGCCCAAUGCCUUGGGCAUGCACUCCAAGGAAAACGAUGAGUAUGUGCCUUUCGUUUCCCCGGAUCCGGAUCAACCUGCGUUUAUUGUUUGUGGCGGGCGAGUGGAACUCUGGCUGCGUGCGAUUAUCCAGCAGAUGAGGAGCACCCUGCAUGAGUUAUUUCGACGGGCUCUGCGGGUUUUUGGGGAGAAACCUCGGGAACUCUGGCUCUACGAUUGGCCUGCCCAGGUGGCCCUAUGCUGCAGCCAAAUCAGCUGGACGGCGGAUGUCAAUCGAUCCUUUGGCUGCAUGGAGGAAGGCUACGAGGGAGUGAUGAAGGAGCUGCACAAGCGACAGAUUGCUCAGUUGAAUGCCUUGAUUAAUCUCCUCUUGGGGGAACUUUCCCCGGGGGAUCGGCAAAAGAUCAUGACCAUUUGCACGAUUGAUGUGCAUUCGCGUGAUGUGGUGGGCAAGAUCAUAGCCUCCAAGGUGGACAAUUCGCUGGCCUUCCAGUGGCAAAGUCAGUUGCGUCACCGGUGGGACGAUGACCAGGCGGGAAGCUCGAGUGGGAGGGCCAGUACGGCCAUCAGUUGUGGCGGUGGCGAUGAGGAUUGCUUUGCCAAUAUUUGCGAUGCUGAGUUCCGAUAUGCCUACGAAUAUCUGGGGAAUACAUCGCGACUAGUUAUUACCCCUUUAACGGAUCGCUGUUAUAUCACGCUAACUCAGUCCUUGCGAUUGCGGCUGGCCGGUGCAACGGCUGGACCCGCGGGAACUGGGAAAACGGAAACCACCAAGGAUCUGGGACGCGCCCUGGGCGUAAUGGUUUAUGUCUUCAACUGCUCGGAGCAAAUGGACUACAAAUCUUGUGGCAACAUUUACAAAGGACUCGCCCAGACGGGAGCCUGGGGCUGCUUUGACGAGUUCAAUCGCAUCUGCGUGGAGGUCCUGUCGGUGGUCGCUGUCCAGGUGAAGACCAUACAGGAGGCGAUAAAGAUGCAUAAAACCCAAUUUAUCUUUAUGGGCGAGCGCAUUUCGCUGGAGCCGUCGGUUGGAAUUUUUAUCACCAUGAAUCCCGGCUACGCGGGCCGCACGGAGCUGCCGGAGAACCUGAAGACCCUGUUCCGGCCCUGCGCCAUGAUUGUGCCGGACUUCGCCUUGAUUUGUGAGAUUAUGCUAAUGGCCGAGGGCUUCCAGGAUGCCCGUCUGCUGGCCCGAAAAUUUAUCACCCUGUACACGCUGUGCAAGGAGCUGUUGUCCAAGCAGGAUCACUACGAUUGGGGUCUGCGGGCCAUUAAGUCGGUACUGGUGGUGGCAGGGACCCUCAAGCGAGAUGACCACAGUCGACCGGAGGAUCAGGUUUUGAUGCGAGCGCUGCGCGACUUCAAUAUACCCAAGAUUGUCACCGAGGAUGUGCCCAUAUUUAUGGGUCUUAUUGGGGACCUCUUUCCCGCCUUGGAUGUUCCCCGCAAGCGGGUUUUUGAGUUCGAAAAGACCAUCAGAAGGGCGGUGAAUGAGAUUAAACUGCAGCCGGAGGAGGGUUUCCUCAUGAAGGUGGUGCAGCUGCAGGAACUUCUGGAUGUGCGACACUCGGUGUUCAUAGUGGGCAAUGCCGGGACGGGGAAGACCAAGAUCUGGCAAACCCUGCGCGAAACCUAUCGCAUCCAGAAGCUGAAGCCAGUGUGUCAUGUGCUCAACCCGAAAGCUCUGUCCAACGAUGAGCUCUUCGGUAUUGUUAAUCCCACAACGAGGGAAUGGAAGGACGGGCUGUUCUCCUCCAUUAUGAGGGAGCAGGCCAAUAUGCCGCCGGGCAAUCCCAAGUGGAUUGUGCUCGAUGGCGACAUAGAUCCCAUGUGGAUCGAGAGUCUCAACACCUUGAUGGACGACAAUAAGAUUCUGACUUUGGCCAGCAAUGAGAGGAUAUCCCUGAAGCGCGAAAUGCGCCUGCUCUUCGAGGUGGGACAUCUAAAGGCCGCCACUCCGGCCACUGUUUCCAGAGCCGGGAUUCUGUACAUCAACCCACAGGACUUGGGCUGGUCACCCUACGUCUCCUCCUGGCUGGAGACCCGUGUGGACAUGAUUGAGCGGGGCAUCCUGACCACGCUGUUUGAGAAGUACUUUCCCUGCCUGAUGCAACGGCAGCGCGACUUCCGGCGAAUCACUCCCAUUACGGACAUGGCCAUGAUCCAGAUGACCUGCCACCUGCUCGAGUGCCUCCUGGACAGCGGCGAUGAGGGCAACGGCGAUGGACGGGGUAGGGGAAGUGGAGCCGUGGGAGCAGCAAAUCCUCAUAAUUUACACCACGGUGAACUCUCGCACGAAGCGAUGGUCUUGGCCCUGGAAACGAUCUUUGUGUACGCCACCGUUUGGAGCUUUGGAUCUGCCCUGAGUCAGGAUGUUAUAAUCGACUGGCACCGGGAAUUCCACAAGUGGUGGACGGGAGAGUUCAAGGACAUCAAGCUGCCCAGCCAGGGCACCGUUUUCGACCAUCAGCUAAAUGUGAAGACCCUAAAGUUUCAGCCUUGGUCGGAACUGGCCGCCCAGGAGCCGCUCGAGGGGCAAAUUGACUCGGAAACGCCAUUGCAGAACGUGCUGAUUUCCACUGCGGAGACCACGCGGCUGGUUUACUUCCUCAAGCUGCUCAUCGACCGCAAUUUGGCCUGCAUGCUGGUGGGCAACUCGGGCUGCGGCAAGGGUGCCAUCUUCCGGGAGCUGUUCAGCCAGUAUGCCGGCGACCAGGAGCUCCUCGAGGUGGCCGUGUCAUCGUCGGUAACCUUAGCAGGUGACAGCAGCCAAAGUCAGCAGCACCAAUCGGUGGUGAAUCCUCCGGCAGUGCGACGGAAGGCCUCCUCCUCGGCGACUCCCCUGCUGACCACCGUUCAGGCCACGCACUUUAACUUCUACACCAGCUCGGAGAUAUUCCAGAAGAUGCUCGACCGUCCGCUGGAGAAGAAGUCGGGUCGCUGCUAUGCACCCAGUGGCCCCAAGCGACGGCUCGUCUACUUUGUCAACGAUUUGAACAUGCCGGAGGUGGAUGCCUAUGGCACCGUUCAACCGCACACGAUUAUGCGGCAGUUCAUGGACUACAGGCAAUGGUACGACCGCCAGCGGUUGCAGCUGAAGGACAUUCGGCACUGUCAGUUUGCCGCCUGCAUGAAUCCCACGGCCGGCUCCUUUACCAUCGAUCCGCGUUUGCAGCGACACUUUUGUGUCUUCUCGGUGGCUCCACCUAGCGAGGAUGUGCUGCAGCACAUCUAUGGCAGCAUUUUGAGUAGUCACCUGGAGAGCGCCGCCCAAGGAUUCAGCAAGGAGAUUCGUUCCAUAGGAAGUCUGCUUGUGAAAGUGGGCAUUGCCUUGCAUCGCAGAGUGGAGUAUGCCUUUUUGCCCACCGCCUUGAAGUUCCACUAUCUGUUCAAUCUGCGAGAUCUCACGGGCAUCUAUCAGGGUCUCAUGAACAGCGUGGGUGCUCCGGCAGCGGCGGGUGGAGGAGGUGCAUCGGGCUAUGGCGGAACCAUCUGCAGCAGACCCUCGGAACUCAUACGACUCUAUGUGCACGAGGCCUAUCGGGUCUAUCACGAUCGCUUGGUGGAUCCCUAUGAUAUCAAAUCGUUUAAGUCCUCCAUUCGAGAUAUAUUCAAGAAGGACUUUGAGGACUUUGACGAGGACUUUGUGUUUGCAGAGCCUCUAAUAUACAGUCAUUUUGCCCAGUCUCUGGUGGACCAGAAAUAUAUGCCUUUGAAAAGCUGGGACUCUCUUUACCAACUGCUUAUAGAGGCCCAGGCCAGUUAUAAUGAGGUGGUGGGCUAUAUGAACCUGGUUCUGUUUGAAGAUGCCAUGAUACACGUGUGCCGCAUUAAUCGCAUUCUCGAGAGUCCCCGGGGAAAUGCCCUGCUCAUAGGAGUUGGAGGUUCAGGGAAGCAAACCCUGGCCCGUUUGGCUGCCUUCAUAUCCUCGCUUAAUGUUUCCCAGAUCCAAAUCAAGCGAGGAUUUGGUCUCCUAGAUAUGCGAGAGGAAAUCGGCAGCCUUUACAUGAAGGUGGGCCUCAAGAAUCUGGCCUCCGUGUUCCUCAUCUCGGAUGCACAGAUUCCCGAUGAAUCGGUCCUGAUGCUCAUUAAUGAUCUACUGGCUUCCGGCGAGAUACCCGAGCUCUUCAACGACGACCAGCUGGACACCAUCACCAACGGGAUUCGCAACGAAGUGAAGCAAAGCGGUACGCUAGACACCAAGGAGAACUGUUGGAGGUAUUUCGUGGAGAAAGUAAGGCGGCUGCUCAAAGUGGUGCUCUGCUUCUCGCCGGUGGGUCAGACGCUACGGGUUCGGGCUCGCAAAUUCCCGGCCAUCAUCAGCCGGACGGCCAUCGACUGGUUCCAUGAGUGGCCCAAAAGCGCCCUGGAGUCCGUUUCCCAGAAGUUUCUCAACGAAAUCAGCGGCAUUCUGGAGCCCGCACUGGUGCCGCCCAUCGGUUGCUUUAUGGCUUACGUCCACGGUACCGUGAAUCAGAUAUCGAGAAUUUAUCUGCAGAAUGAAAAACGCUACAACUACACGACCCCGAAAACUUUUCUGGAAUACAUUUUCCUCUACCGCAAACUGUUGGUGGACAAAAACGGCGAAUUCGCCGAGCGCAUCGCUCGUCUGCAGAGCGGAAUGUCCAAGCUGGCGGAGUGCGCCCGUCAGGUGGACACGCUGAAGCACCAACUGGCCAUCCAAGAGGUUCAGCUGGCAGCCAAAAAUGCGGCAGCCGAUAAAUUGAUUGUGAUUGUGAGUGCCGAGAGUGAAAAGGUGAAGCGGGAGCGAUACACUGCCUCCGAGGAGGAGAAACGGGUGCGUAUCAUCGAGGAGGAUGUCUCGAUCAAGACCAAGAUGUGCGAGGAGGAUCUGCGCCAGGCGGAGCCCGCCCUGGUGGCCGCCCAAGCAGCUCUAAAUACGCUGAAUAAAAACAACCUCACCGAACUCAAGUCCUUUGGCUCGCCACCCAAGGCAGUGGUGAAUGUUUGUGCCGCUGUCAUGGUUUUGCUGGCCAGCAAUGGAAAGAUCCCCAGGGAUCGCAGCUGGAAGGCAUCGAAACUGAUGAUGGUGCGCGUGGACCAGUUCCUCAACGAUCUGCUUAACUACAACAAGGAUAAUAUACACCCUAAUAUCAUUGAAACGCUGCAGGAGUAUCUUAAGGACCCCGAAUUCAAUCCCGACAAGGUGGUGCAAAAAUCCGUGGCUGCUGCUGGCCUUUGUGCCUGGGUGAUUAACCUUCAUCGCUACCAUCAAGUCUUCUUGAUUGUGGGACCCAAACAGCAGGCUCUGCAGGACUCGCAUCAGGAGCUCCUCGAGGCCAGAGAACGACUGCAAUACCUUAAGGGUAAGAUCCAGAAUCUGGAGGCCAAGCUGGCCGAGAUUCAGGCCGAGUUCGAAAAUGCGGUGGCCGAGAAGCAGCGAUGCCAAAGGGAGGCGGACAAGACCUCCUUCACCAUCGACCUGGCCCAUCGGCUGGUCAAUGGACUGGCCAACGAGAAUGUCCGCUGGCGGGAGUCCGUCCAGAGCCUGCAGGCCAAGAUUGGUACCCUUCCCGGAGAUAUACUGCUAAUUUCCUCGUUCCUGUCGUACGUGGGCUGCUUCACGCGCCGCUAUCGUGAGGAACUGCAGCACAAGAUGUGGCUGCCCAACUUUCGCAAAAUCGAUCCGCAUAUUCCGCACACCGAGGGCGUGGAUACCUUGGCCCUUUUCUCGGAUGAUGCCCAAAUAGCCGCCUGGAACAACGAGGGUUUACCAAUGGAUCGAAUGUCCACGGAGAAUGCCACUAUUUUGCAGUACUCGACGCGAUGGCCUCUGAUGAUUGAUCCGCAACUACAAGGCAUCAAAUGGAUUAAGAACCGCUUUGGUGCCUCCUUGGUGGUUUUACGCCUGAGACAAAAGGGUUUUCUCGAGGCCCUGGAGAAGAGCAUCUCACAGGGAGAAACCGUGCUUAUCGAACAGAUUGAGGAAACCAUGGACACCGUUUUGGAACCCCUGCUCAGCAGGGCUCUUAUUAAAAAAGGUCGCUAUUUGCGCAUUGGCGACAAGGAAAUCGAGUUUCAUGCCAGCUUCCGGCUCAUCCUGCACACCAAAAUGGCCAAUCCGCACUACAAACCGGAAAUGCAGGCUCAGACGACUUUAAUUAAUUUCACCGUCACGCCGGAUGGACUGGAGGAGCAAUUGCUGGCAGAGGUGGUUAAAAUCGAGAGACCCGAUUUGGAACAGAUGAAAACGGAGGUUACUGUGCAGCAAAACAAAUUCAAGAUAUCCUUGAAAGCUCUGGAGGAUGAGCUGCUAGCCAGGUUGGCUUCAUCGGGUGAAAAUGUCCUCGAUGAUCAUGCCUUGGUCCUGAAUUUGGAGAACACCAAGCGAACAGUGGACGAAAUCGAGGCGAAAGUAAGGGAGGCCAGGGUUACCACCCUCCAAAUAGAUGAUACGCGGAAUAUUUACCGUUCGGCGGCCAAAAGGGCGGCCAUUUUGUACUUUGUACUCACCGAUUUGAGUAGGAUAAAUCCGAUUUAUAAGUUCUCCUUAAAAUCCUUCAUGCACGUCUUUCGACAGGCCAUCGCCUUGGCUUCAGAAUCCAAGAAUUACGAGCGACGAGUGCUUCACCUGGUGGAUUCCAUUACCCUGCAGACAUAUCGGUAUACUUUACGAGGACUUUUCGAGGCGGACAAGCUGACCUUUACCUCGCACAUGACCUUGAGGAUCCUGAUUGCCGCCGAGCAGGUGGCCAAGGACGAAACGGACUUCCUGCUGCGAUUUCCCCAUGAUCCAAGUACCUUAUCCCCUUUGGAUUUCGUGGGUCGCAGUGCCUGGGGUGGCAUUAAGUCCUUGACUUUGAUAGAACACUUUUAUGGGAUCGACAAGGACAUGGAGAACUAUACAAAGAGAUGGCGGAAAUUCAUGGCCAGUGAUACGCCCGAAAGGGAGCAGUUUCCCGGCGAAUGGAAGCACCGAACGCCGCUGCAGAAAUUGUGUAUUAUAAGAUCACUGCGACCAGAUCGCAUGACCUAUGCGAUGAGGCAGUUUGUGGAGCAGACGAUGGGUCGUUCGUAUGCCGAAAUCCAGACGCCGCCCUUUGGGGCUAUAUUCCAAGAACUAAAUGCAGCCACGCCAGCGUUCUUUAUCCUUUCACCAGGAGUGGAUCCUAUCAGAGAUGUGGAGCGUUAUGGCCAGCGGCAGGGAUUCCAUUCGGAAUCCGAUACCCUCGUAAAUAUCUCACUGGGCCAGGGACAGGAGCUGCUGGCCGAGCAGGCUAUCCUUCAGGCUCUGGGAUCCGGUCAGCAGUGGGUCAUCUUGCAAAAUAUCCAUUUGGUGGUCAACUGGCUGCCCACUCUGGAGAAGCUCAUCGAACGGAUCGUGAUGCAGUGCGAGACGCAGGGAGAGUCUAGUUUCAGGCUUUUUAUCAGCGCCGAACCGGCUCCAGAUCCACAGUACCAUGUGAUUCCACAGGGCAUCCUGGAGUCAUCACUAAAGGUGGUUAAUGAACCCCCCUCCGGAAUGGCCGCCAAUCUGCACAAGGCCUGGGACAACUUCUCGCAGGACGCCCUGGAGACGUGCACCCAGGAGGCGGAGUUCAAGUCGAUCCUGUUCGCCCUCUGCUACUUCCAUGCGGUGGCUGGUGAGAGGCGCAAAUUCGGACCGCAGGGCUGGAACAAGGUGUACCCCUUCAAUAUUGGUGACCUCACCAUCUCGUCGAAUGUACUGCACAACUAUUUGGAGGGCAGCAAUCGGAUUCCCUGGGAGGAUCUGCGCUAUCUCUUUGGUGAGAUCAUGUACGGUGGUCACAUUACCGACGAUUGGGAUCGUCGGCUAUGCCAGACUUAUUUGGAGGAGCUCCUGCAGCAGGAUCUCAUUGAUGGUGACUUUGAGCUGUGUCCGGGAUUUCCAGCUCCUCCCAAUCUCGACUUUGAGGGCUAUCACUCGUAUAUCACGGAAAUGCUGCCGGAGGAAAGUCCCCUGCUUUAUGGCCUCCAUCCGAAUGCCGAGAUUGGUUUCCUGACCACAGCCUCCGAGCAGCUGCUUCGGACCAUCUUCGAAUUGCAGCCCAGGGAAUCGGAACUGAGUUCCCAUUGCGGAGCUCCGCGAGAGGAGCUCGUGAAGAUCAUGAUCGAUGACUUUCUGGACAAACUGCAGGAUGAGUUUAAUCUGCAGGCUCUGCUGAAUCGCGUGGAGCGUAAGACGCCUUUUGUGGUCGUUGCCCUGCAGGAAUGCGAAAGGAUGAAUGCCCUGAUCAGGGAGAUCAAAAGAUCCCUUCGAGAACUGAUGCUGGGAUUAAGGGGCGAACUGACCAUUACCCAGGAAAUGGAGCUACUGGACCACGCCAUCUUCUACGAUCAUGUGCCGGAUGCCUGGGCUCGACUGGCCUAUCCCAGCAUGCUGGGCCUCCAGUCCUGGUUCGCCGAUCUGUUGCACCGCAUCAAGGAGCUGGCCGGCUGGCUGAACGACUUCAAGCUGCCCUGCGCCAUCUGGCUGGGCGGACUGUUCAAUCCGCAGAGCUUCCUCACCGCCAUCAUGCAGGAGAGUGCCAGGAAACACGACCUGCCGCUGGACAGGAUGCUCAUCAGCUGCGAUGUCACCAAGAAACAGAAGGACGACGUCACUCUGCCGCCCAUGGAGGGCGCCUUUGUCCACGACCUGUACAUGGACGGCGCCAGCUGGGACUGUCAGCUGAACUCCAUUGUGACCCUGCGCCCCAAGGAGAUGCUCUGCGCCAUGCCCGUCAUCUACAUCAAGUCCAUUGUCCAGGAGAAGCAGGAGCUGCAGCGCGUCUACGAGUGUCCUUUGUACAAGACCAGGUCGCGGGGCAAUACUUAUGUGUGGACCUUUAACCUGAAGACCCGCGAACGCCCCUCCCGAUGGAUACUGGGGGGCGUGGCAUUGCUACUGCAGCCAUAA
Molecule: messenger RNA, 14514 nt
Organism: Drosophila takahashii
Lineage: Eukaryota; Metazoa; Arthropoda; Insecta; Diptera; Drosophilidae
Product: dynein beta chain, ciliary
Biological process (GO): cilium movement involved in cell motility
Cellular component (GO): dynein complex; 9+2 motile cilium; axoneme
Molecular function (GO): ATP binding; minus-end-directed microtubule motor activity; dynein intermediate chain binding
Source: RefSeq, a predicted model, not a curated record